This is a messenger RNA of Physcomitrium patens, 2057 nucleotides long. RefSeq names its product ras-related protein RABH1e. NCBI's taxonomy places the organism in Eukaryota, Viridiplantae, Streptophyta, Bryopsida, Funariales, Funariaceae. Gene Ontology annotation, molecular function: GTPase activity; GTP binding. The record is from RefSeq and is a predicted model, not a curated record.
AGAUCCCCCCUUCGAUCGAUCCAUCGCCCCCACCUCCUCCCCCGUCUCUGCUAUUUCAACGCCACUGCUGCUUCUGCCAAGAACAGAACAGAACAGAAUCGAACGAAACAGAUCACGACUGGCUCCUUCCUCCGUCGCUCUCACCUGGCCCCCCCACUCUGUCCUUGAUUUCCUAUUACACGCGCUCUUGAUCGAUCCAUCGUAGACUGCGUGUUCUGCCCAAAUCUCUUAGACCGACGCGGAUUGAGCCGCAUCGGUAUUACUAAGAUUGGUGACGUGAGGAAGUCUUGUAUUCUGACUGGAAGUGGGUGAAUUCGUGAGUGUUCCUGUUGGAUUAGCUUCACAAAUUCUGGAUCUCGUAUUGUCCUUUUUGUUGUUUCAGGAAUCAAGGACGGAGAUCGGAAGAGAAUUGUUGGGUUCUUCUUUGUUGCGUGCCAAGUUUCCGAGGGAGGUGUCUUGUUGGGUUAGUGAGGGAGCGUGAGCUAGUGGGUUGGAUCCUGUGCGAAGAAUUAGUUUAGAACCGGAAGGUUGUUCUUGGGAUGUGGGUGUAGUGACGAUAAGAGGUUGAUCUUUCGCGGGUUGAUUGCGAUGAAGGUGUGAUUUAGGGAGCCGGAGCUAGUGGGUUUGUGGACUUUGGUUCGUGAAAGCGUUUUAGGAGGGGUUUGGAGGGCAUCCGGCACAGGUGUACGGGAUUUUCGAAUUACGAAGGAAGAAGAAGCUUGUAAGUCAUCUUGGGCUUGGGUAGUGCUAGCAGCUUGAGAUGGGAUCGAUGAGCAUUUCCCCGCUUUCGAAGUACAAGUUGGUCUUUCUUGGUGAUCAGAGCGUCGGCAAGACUAGCAUCAUUACUCGAUUCAUGUAUGACAAGUUUGACCAGACGUACCAGCCAACUAUUGGAAUUGACUUCCUUUCCAAAACGAUGUAUUUGGAGGACCGCACAGUUAGGCUACAGCUUUGGGAUACAGCAGGACAGGAGCGAUUCCGAAGCCUCAUUCCCAGUUAUAUCCGCGACUCAUCCGUGGCAGUUAUUGUAUAUGAUGUUUCCAAUAGGCAGUCUUUUGUUAACACCGCUCGCUGGGUAGAGGAGGUUCGUGCCGAGCGAGGAAAGGAUGUGGUUUUAGUGCUUGUUGGCAACAAGACCGAUCUCGUGGAUAAGAGGCAAGUCUCAGUUGAAGAAGGUGAAACCAAAGCCCGGGAGCUUAGCGCACUCAUGAUUGAGACCAGUGCUAAAGCGGGAUUUAAUAUCAAGAGCCUUUUCCGGAAAAUCGCUGGAGCGUUACCUGGAAUGGAGUCUGUGAAUCCGUCAAAGCAGGAUGAUUACGUGGAUAUCAACUUGAAAACAACGUCGAAUAACACACAAUCAGAAGGUCAAACUGCUGGUGGUUGUGCGUGUUGACAACCUGUGGGUGAGGACGGAAUUGCUCUGAACGUGGUGCAACUCACGAGAGGAACUCUAGGUAGGGCCUGCAGCAAUGCCUUCUGCGUCCGCCUAACCUUUCCUGCCAUUCUGGACUUGCCAAUAGGAUCUCAAGAGCUUGAAACCUGGAUGCUUUCAUUUUUGAAGUCUUCGCUGUGAGAGGUUGUGAAUAGGAUAAACGCUGUACAAAAAGGUUUUGCUGACAUAUGGUCUUGCCACUUAUCAGGAUUUUUCGAUAAACUAGCAUUUUGGAACAGACAUUCACAUGACCAACUUUCCUUGCCUAUAGCUAUAUGCAUAGGUGAGGUGGCAAUUCAUUCCAUGCACAUUCACAUAGGCUACAAAUAAUUUGCCAGUUUCCCAUCAUGCCACCAAUUCAUGAUAGAUCUAGGAUUAGCUAUAUUUUUCAAAACUACACAUUUAGAAUUUAGUGUAAAUUUGUUUGGAUUCGCCUUUGCAAGUCCUCGAAAUUAAUACCUUCUUUCAAACUUGCAAAUUGAAUGCGAAUUUCUUUUGAAAAAAACUGUUAUAAAUGUAGUGAAAUCAUGAUAUGGGGCUUUUAUCACAAACAAAACUAAAUCAACGGCUAAUCUGAAGAUCAAGAGUCAAAAUAAAAUUCUUUCUGAGAACUUCAAGCUUGAUU